Molecule: messenger RNA, 3475 nt
Organism: Lotus japonicus
Lineage: Eukaryota; Viridiplantae; Streptophyta; Magnoliopsida; Fabales; Fabaceae
Exons: 8
Coding region: 90-3182 (1030 amino acids)
Source: RefSeq, a predicted model, not a curated record
UUGUUCUUCUUCUCCGUUCAUCACACCAACUGUUACUAUUAGGGUUUCGGAGUAAUCGUUGAAGAAAUCGGAGUUCCCAUUUCGUUCCAAUGGCUGACGCAUUUCGUUCUCAACCUUCAUCGCCACCUCCUGCUGGGGGUAUGGUCGAAGAUGCAAAGGAAGGUGGGCAGUUUCAGGAAACUGAGCUCUUUGAGGACACCUUGGUCAUAAAUAGUCCCUUCACUGAGGUGGAAAAUCUCAGUGUGAAUACUGAGGUUAUAGAUGAUUCGGAUUCGGAUACUGUCGAAUGCAGGACAACUGGUCCUGUAUCUGAGCAUGAACAAGAAGUAGUGCUUGAUAGUGAGGAUGAAGAAAUGAAUAGUGCAGGUGCAAUGACUGUUGCCAAAGGAUUUCUUGAGGAUGAAACUGGUCCAAAAGUGAGAAAUCUUUCGAUGCUCUUCAAGAAGAGACGGCUUCAGCCACCUUGUGAGCAAGCACACUCAAAUGCCAUCAAUUUUGGGAAAUCUGCUGCUACUGGGUUAAAUCACAUUCACUCACCACAGCCUGCUGAUUCAACCCAAGAAGCACUAGGCUUCGUGGAUCAGUACUUGUCAUCAAACAGCAUGGACUCUUUUGAAGGAAUUCAUUGUAGAAAAAUCACUAGGGAGAAAUCACCUAAUGUCAUGAUUGCAGGAGGAGUAGGACCAUUGAGCCUGGCUAAGAAAAUUAAAGCUCGAACUCAUAAUGAAGCAAAAGAACCUUUCAAGUGGGUUGGCUGUGAUAAAAAUGACAAAAAUGCUGAUAUCUUCUGUGAAAAAGUUGAAGCAUCAGCAAAUUUUAGAAGCUACAGACUGGCAUAUAAGAGAAGACGACAGAAAAAAGAUGAUCCUCUUCAGAACCAAGGAAACUGCAGUCCAGGUAAUAGAUGUGAUAAGUCAGUCCAAGGACCAAGGAUGGCAACUGAAAAUAAUAACUCUCUUAAGGAGCUGGAUGCUGAGUUAAGGGCUACAAGAGAGAAUCUUAAUGUCUAUUCCAAUGUACCACAUACAGAAGGCAUGUAUGAUAUUGGUUUAGACACUCAAAUAGCUGCUGAAGCAAUGGAUGCAUUAGCCAACGAGCCCCCUCCUGCCUUCUGUUUUAAUGAUGCUGAUCAACCAGAGAAUGCAUUUGGUGGUUCUUUGAGCGAUUUGAAUGAAGAUUGUCAAAAAAGUUAUUCAUAUAGACAGGAUCCUGCUUUACAUUCUGUCACACUAAAAUCAAAUAAGAUAAAUGUAUCUUCAUGUAGAUUCCGCAAACUGACUUCUAGUUCCUCUUGUUUGGAUACUGAAAAUCAGGAGCCAAACUGUGUCACAGGAAAAACGAAAAAGAUGAUGAAAAGCAAGUCAACGGUUGAGGGACAGUUUGGGAAUGAUACUAGUAAACCAAUAUACAGUGAACAUGUACCACUUGAAGAUGGUUGCUCACUAGGAAAGUAUGUAAGUUUUCAACCUUCCGCCAGAGAACCCAGAAAUUUGAGUAAUGAGAGCAAAUGGACAAGGAUCAAAGAUCAACCAAGCCAUCAUACAGCGAAGGACAAUAAUGUCAAGGAAAAGGGUGUUAUUAGACACAAGAAGGGAAAUGGUUUAGUGGCUGAUCCAGUGAAGUUGGGUGUUAAGACAAAACAUCCCAAACUGCCUACCAAUUCAUGUGGGGAGGCUAGGAAAAGCAGGUUGAAUCAUCAGGUUCUAGUUAGUCCACGGCUAUCUGCAACCAGCAGUUUUUCCAGUAUGGAUUCAUGGGUUUACCCAAAAAGACCAAGGGGGAAAGGAAAGCGGGCUAAUGUGCAAAUCAAUCCUAAUGCACCCGCAACUUUGUGUAUUGAUGGAAAAGAAAGCAACAUCUACUCCACUAGAUGUCUAGAAGGUCAAGAUGUGGAUAAAUCAUUUAACAGGUUGAAUCAUCAGGUUCUAGUUAGUCCACGGCUAUCUGCAACCAGCAGUUUUUCCAGUAUUGAUUCAUGGGUUUACCUAAAAAGACCAAGAGGGAAAAGAAAGCGGGCUAAUGUGCAAACCAAUCCUAAUGCCCCCACAACUUUGUGUAUUGAUGGAAAAGAAAGCAACAUCUACUCCACUAGAUGUCUAGAAGGUCAAGAUGUGGAUAAAUCAUGUAACACACGGUCACCUUGCAAUGCUUCAUCUAUUGUCAAUGGAAGAUGUGUGUUGCAGGGGACCUAUGUUCAACCAGGUUCAGCUGGUAAUGCCAUAACAUCUGAAGAAAACCUGCAUGAUAUCCGUCCAUUAUUGCAGGCACAUGUUGAAAUAUUGUCAAACAAGAGCGCUGCAAAACUAGGUUUAGAUAUUCCUGCUACAGUAGCCUCAAGUGAAAGCAUAAAGAUUUCAAAUGCUAGCCACACAUACAACAAGAAUCACAAAAAGUCAUGUGACAAAAGCCUGCCAAAGUCUUCACUUUUGAAGGAGCUUAUCAGAUUAGGAGUUCCCGAGUCUUCGCCAGUUUUGGUAUGGAGAGAUCUGAGACAUAGAAGAGAUAUGGCACAUGUUCGAGUUUUGUUUAGCCAACAUUUGGAGGACAGUGUCAUCAAGAAGCAAAAAAAGAUCUUGGCACGUUUCAAUAUACCUAUUGCAUCAAGCUCAAUGGAGGCCACACACUUUGUAGCAGACAAAUUUACACGUACAAAGAAUAUGUUGGAAGUAAUGGCUCUUGGGAAAAUAGUGGUGACCCACUUAUGGCUUGAGAGCUGUGGACAAGCCAACUGUUUUAUUGAUGAGAAAAAUUACAUUCUGAGGGAUAUGAAAAAGGAAAAGGAAAUAGGCUUUAGCAUGCCUGCUUCUCUCGCUCGAGCAAGACAGAAGCCUCUCCUGAAGGGUAGGAGAGUCUACAUCACACCCCACAUUAAACCUGAUAAGGAAAUGGUCACAAGCUUGGUCACAGCUGUUCAUGGCCAGGUAUUGGAUGAAAGUCAGAUAUGUGGAGAUAAGAAUGAUAAUAUCUUAGAUGAUCUGCUGAUUCUUUCUUGUGAAGAUGACUAUGCAAUAUGCUGUGAUUUCCUUAAGAGAGGGACUGCUGUUUAUAGCUCAGAGCUUGUCCUGAAUGGAAUUGUAGUCCAGAAGUUGGAAUUUGAGAGACAUAAACUCUUCAUGAAUCAAGUUAGAAGGAUCAACCCAAGUACGUCUAAUCGAUUUGGGAAGGUUUACAGAAGGCGUUGAGGUUUUUUAUCUCGACAAUAGCUGAUUUUUUAUGGUGUUCUUCUGGUUUACUGUGCAACUCAAAACCUAUGGGCACUCUCCACCCAGAGCGCCACUUGUUCAGUUACUUACAAUUUCAAUGCAGUCUCUCUUUUUUCAGUCUUAGCAUAUUCUAUAUGCAAUGAUAGCUACAGAGCAGGGAAAGCUUUUUAUUGUUAUUAGUUUUGUUCAAGGGAUUGAUUUUCAUGUAAAUGAAUUGUAUGUAUGAAAGACUACCAGCUGCAGUAUUCAAAAUACUUUUUUUUGUUGUUGAA